This is a messenger RNA of Pezoporus flaviventris, 5219 nucleotides long. It is a transcript of the gene KCND2, whose product is annotated as potassium voltage-gated channel subfamily D member 2. The transcript has 7 exons. The record is from RefSeq and is a predicted model, not a curated record. Gene Ontology annotation, cellular component: membrane; voltage-gated potassium channel complex. Gene Ontology annotation, molecular function: protein binding; A-type (transient outward) potassium channel activity; voltage-gated monoatomic ion channel activity involved in regulation of postsynaptic membrane potential. Gene Ontology annotation, biological process: protein homooligomerization; potassium ion transmembrane transport. NCBI's taxonomy places the organism in Eukaryota, Metazoa, Chordata, Aves, Psittaciformes, Psittacidae. Bases 314 to 2212 code for a protein of 632 amino acids.
GGACGUGCUCCGCCGAGUUGCCAGGCGCGAUUACGUUGGUUUUUUCCCCCCACCCACCCCUUGAACUUGUUGCUUGGCUCUCGGUGGUGGCGGAGGGGGGUGGGGGUGGGGGAAAGCCUUAUUAUUGAUGUCCCUUUGGAUGCGAUCAAGCUUUCUCAGGAGCAACUACUUCCCCGCCGUUCCCGGCGGGGCGCGGAGAUCUAGCGGCAGAGCCCGUAUUUCCAAAAGUCUCUAUGCAACUGAGCGCUUUCGCCAGACUUUCACAGUGGCUGCACCAGAACUGGGUCUAGAUUGACUCACUCAGCUGUAGACCAUGGCAGCAGGAGUAGCAGCUUGGUUGCCCUUUGCCAGGGCGGCAGCCAUAGGAUGGAUGCCAGUGGCCACAGGUCCCAUGCCAGCUGCUCCUCGGCAGGAGAGGAAGCGAAGCCAGGACUCUCUGAUUGUGCUGAAUGUGAGUGGCAUCCAGUUCCAGACGUGGCUGGACACCUUAGAGCGCUAUCCUGACACUCUGUUGGGCAGUUCGGAGCGGGACUUCUUCUAUCACCCUGAGACACAGCAGUACUUUUUUGAUCGGGACCCUGACAUUUUCCGCUACAUUCUCAACUUUUACCGUACUGGGAAGCUUCAUUAUCCCCGCCAGGAGUGCAUCUCAGCUUAUGAUGAGGAGCUGGCCUUCUUUGGCAUCAUUCCUGAGAUCAUUGGUGACUGCUGUUAUGAGGAGUAUAAGGAUCGCCGGCGUGAGAAUGCUGAGCGCCUGCAGGAUGAUGCUGACCAGGAUAAUGCAGCUGAGAGCUCCCUGCCCUCAAUGACAGCUCGGCAGAGGAUGUGGCGGGCUUUUGAAAACCCACACACCAGUACACUGGCUCUGGUCUUCUACUAUGUCACUGGCUUCUUCAUUGCUGUCUCUGUUAUUGCCAACGUGGUGGAGACAGUCCCUUGUGGGGUAAGCCCAGGUCGCAUCAAAGAGUUGCCCUGUGGAGAGCGCUAUGCUGUGGCUUUCUUCUGUCUGGAUACUGCCUGUGUCAUGAUCUUCACAGUUGAGUAUCUCCUACGUCUGCUGGCAGCCCCUAGUCGCUACAAAUUCGUGCGUAGUGUCAUGAGUAUCAUCGAUGUGGUUGCCAUCAUGCCGUAUUACAUUGGCCUGGUGAUGACAGAUAACGAGGAUGUCAGUGGAGCUUUUGUGACACUGAGAGUCUUUCGUGUCUUCAGGAUCUUUAAAUUUUCACGCCACUCACAGGGGCUGCGCAUUCUGGGCUACACGCUCAAAAGUUGUGCCUCGGAGUUAGGCUUUCUCCUCUUUUCACUCACUAUGGCCAUCAUCAUCUUUGCCACAGUCAUGUACUAUGCAGAGAAAGGUUCCUCAGCCAGCAAGUUCACCAGCAUCCCUGCAGCCUUCUGGUACACCAUUGUCACCAUGACAACACUUGGAUAUGGUGACAUGGUGCCAAAGACAAUAGCUGGCAAGAUUUUUGGUUCAAUAUGCUCCCUGAGUGGGGUCUUGGUCAUUGCUUUGCCAGUUCCUGUAAUUGUCUCCAACUUCAGCCGUAUCUACCACCAGAAUCAACGAGCAGACAAGCGCAGGGCACAAAAGAAAGCCAGACUUGCUCGAAUUCGUGCUGCAAAGAGUGGGAGUGCUAAUGCCUACAUGCAGAGCAAACGAAAUGGCUUACUGAGUAACCAGCUGCAGCAGUCCUCCAAUGAAGAAGAACAGGCCUUUGUUAGCAAAUCUGGCUCGUCCUUUGAAACACAGCACCACCACCUGCUUCACUGCCUGGAAAAAACUACGAACCAUGAGUUCGUGGAUGAGCAAGUCUAUGAAGAGAGCUGUAUGGAAGUUUCUACAGUCAACAGACCCCCAAGCCACAGCCCCUCUCUCUCAUCUCAGCAAGGUGUUACCAGCACUUGCUGCUCACGAAGACAUAAAAAGACUUACCACAUCCCAAACACCAACAUCAGUGGCAGCCGCCCAGGCAGUGUACAAGAGCUCAGCACCAUCCAGAUCAGAUGUGUGGAGAGGACGCCUCUGUCUAACAGCCGUUCCAGCUUAAAUGCCAAAGUGGAAGAGUGCGUUAAACUAAACUGUGAGCAGCCUUACGUCACUACAGCAAUAAUUAGCAUCCCGACACCUCCAGUCACCACACCUGAAGGAGAUGAUAGGCCAGAGUCUCCUGAGUACUCGGGAGGAAACAUUGUCAGAGUAUCUGCUUUAUAAAAGGAGUUAUUUCUAAACUAGCAUAAAGACCACUUGCAAGCUGAGCUCAAGCAGUGAGGAAUGAGAGCUGACAAAGACAAUGCCCCUUGACGUGUGCGCCAACAGCUGCAAAGCAAGAGGUGUGGGAGAAACGCAACACUCUGUGGGUUUCAGUGUCAUAGCGUGUGAACCAAAAGGAGUUUCUUAUCCAUUGUCCGAACAAAGGCGCAGUGGAAUCUCCUGUGACCAUCCUGACUUACUAUAUGAGCACAAUGAAAUGCCCCCAUUGAUGCUUCUUCUUAUAGUGAGAGCUCUUUUUAGAAAAAAAAAAAAAAGAAAAAGAAAAACCACAAAACAAAAAUAGAAACAAACCUGUGUUCCUGCCGAAUGCAAAACAAUGAGAAACAUUUUGAUAAAGUGUCUUCUUUUUUUCCUGUUAAUAAACCACAAACUUGAUGAGGAACUAUCAAAAAAUGAAAGAAAAAAUGCUCAUAUGAAAUAUGUUUGUACUGACUGAAAGAACUGCAACCAUAAUGCAUGCUGAAAUUAUUUGGAGCUGUGAUCUUCAGUUACUUUUGUUGUUUUUCAGAUUAGGCAUGAUAAAAUAUUACUGUAGAAAGGGGCAUUUCCGAGCACUUACAACAAGCUGAUUGUUGAUGUCCCAUGGUAGUUGUACAAAUAACUUCCCUUUGAAAAAAUGCAGCAUUUCUUAUUCAAACACUCAUUAGUGAACUAAAGGUGUUCAGUUAGUUCAAUAUUUAUUAUUGUUUUAUCUUGCUUCCUAGGUACUGUUACAACCGCAAUAAGUCAUUGUACACCUGUUGUAUCAGGAAUCAGGAUUCCUUUUUUUAUUUAAGGUAUUUUACACAACUUCAGCUACACGAUAAACUUUUAAUGGCAAACAUUUAAAUAAUCUUACAGCCAAACCGUGCACCACAAACGAGCUAUUCAGUCAUUGUUCUUUUUGUCCACUGUCCUCUAUUUCUGUAAGUUUGUCACACACUCCAAUGAUGCCAUACUGUUUAGGAUUUCAAGGCUACUGAUGAAUCCAUACAGUCCUUUUGUCCAUAGACAUCUUGUCUUCUUCUGUAUUUUCAGAACAAACCUCUCGUCCCAGUGUACUGUUACAGGAUCAAUCAUAUCUGGAUUAAAAUUACUAUAAAGGUGUUUUCGGGAUCAGCUAACACUUAUCUCCAAACCUUCCUUGCUGACAUUCUACAGCAUCCAGAGCAUUAGCUAUGCUGGAAGACAUUCAGUAAAAUGACGGCUAAAUUCUUUUUGUCAUUAUCUGUAAACUUGCAUCCUAAAACUUGUUCAAGAAUUUAUACUGUGUGAAGAUAUUUAAUUACCUAAGAACACUGACAGAAUAAUGGAUUGGGCCCCAAAGCUAUAAAAAUAUGAUUUAUUGCAAUUGGAUUUGCCUACAUGGGCAGGCCUAAUAGCUAAUAUGAAGGCUUUACUAGUUAAGGCUUUUUGGCUUCAUUUUUAAAAGACAUUGAUGUUACCAGAAACCUUUCUGAUAAAAAAGUAUCAUUUUUUUUUCAUGAGAGUGCAUUAAAUGUACCACAAUGCUUCCUAUAUUAAUGACAUACCAUACAUUAUAUACAUCAAAUAUACAUGGAAUAUGUGCAUAUCAAUACAUACAUAUAUACAUCAAAAACACUGGAUCAGAAAAAAAUGCAUGUCUGCAAAAUAAAAUAUGCAUAUAAAUCAAAAAUCUCAGUGCAUUAGAUGCCAUUACAAUAAAUGAUUACCACAGUUACUUAAUAGUUUGAAUAGUGUAGUGUUUGCUAGCAUUUUACCAACCUGAAAAUUUACAUUAAGAGAAAUUACGCACUAAAACCUGAAACUUGCUGAUGAUACACUUUUUACUGCACACAAGUACUGAUCUUUCUCUUUACUUGACAGCUGAGAUCGAAGAGUAGAUGAUGGACUAUCAUGCUACAGUACAUACACCAAAAUACAACAUCCCAUACUAGAAUUAAAUGACAGUUAAAAAAGUACAAUGUCAUGCAUUAUUCCCUGAUCAUUUACUUAUAUAGAAGCUUGGUUAAUUUGCACUUAAUUUCCCAAUUUUUCCUCAAAUCAGGAUAAUUUACUGUAAUCUGAGCUUCUAUAUUUCUUUCAGACCUUAACAGUGGGCAGAAGCAGAGGCUGUCCUCUGCCUCUCUGUCCCAGAGGAGCACCUUCUGAGGAACUGCUGAAGUCGAUCGAUUACCUGACAUUGCUCUCCUCUCUUUCAAGCUGCUGAAAAGUUGCAAUAUACCUGCAGAAACUGGUGGGUUACAUAGUUUUAAUGGGGUUUAAAGGAGAGGCAGAAUGGACCCAGAGUUUUUACUUGCAUCCUACUUCUACCCAUGGUUACUCAUACAAAAACUGUUUCAUCCCCACCAGCUACUGUUACAAAAGCUGCCUUGAUACUAUCAAUCUGCAACAACUUCUUUAUGCCACAUGGUAUGUCUUGACUAGUUACAGCAGGUAAAUAAUGCAAAAAGGCAGUUACUAAAUCCACUUCAGGACAAACUACAUACAACCCAGGAAACCUACUGACUCCAUCAUCUUCUAAAACAUCUUCAUUCCCCUUUUCAUAUGGACUAAAAGGAAUGCACUACAGCAAUACACUUGCAUAACAGUGACACCCCUGAAGCAACUUGUACUUUCAUCUUUUAAAUGCAGCUUAAGGAAUAAUUUAGUAUAAUUUUGCAGAAUUCCAGUCCCGUCGCCUAAUUCCAUUUCACAUGCAAAAUCAUUAAUCAAUUCUGAAUUUGGGAAAUACACAUUCUUUUGGUGUUUUAGGUGAUUUAAAUGCUGUUUUAGUAAUGAAUGACUGUUGAUGACUGUGUAAAAUGCAUCUGUACUGUACAUGAAAUGUAAUUAUUUCUGUGUAUCAUACAAAGAAACCGAGGUUGUUGUUUUGACAAUUUUGUUUGACAGUCAUAUAUCGUAUUUCAGAAGGCAGCAUAAUACAUGUUAUGCUGAAUAAAUAGGCAUUUGAGGAGUAUUUAAAUAAAACAUCUGCAUGCUUGAA